Mercenaria mercenaria is the source of this 9722-nucleotide messenger RNA. RefSeq names its product clumping factor A-like. Gene Ontology annotation, biological process: positive regulation of DNA-templated transcription. The record is from RefSeq and is a predicted model, not a curated record. NCBI's taxonomy places the organism in Eukaryota, Metazoa, Mollusca, Bivalvia, Venerida, Veneridae. The coding region runs from base 1195 to 2940 and encodes 581 amino acids. The transcript is spliced from 2 exons. Gene Ontology annotation, cellular component: nucleoplasm; chromatin. Gene Ontology annotation, molecular function: ubiquitin-protein transferase activity; zinc ion binding.
CCGGGGUUUAUUAAUAACUGUGACUAAAUACAGAGUUGGUGCGCCCGUGAUAUAUUACAGACUCCGGUAUAUACCGGAUUAACUAAAUUUGAACAAAAAUACCUUAAAUGUAUAUAUUUUGUAACCAUGGUGAUUCUAACCCUAACCUUUAGUCAAUAUAUUAUGCACAUUAUACACUAAAUGCAUGCGGACAUGCAAAAAAAUGAGUAUUUUUGCCGUGCGUUCCAUUUGAUAAUAGCGAGCGUAGCUCGCGAGCAAUUGCGCGAAGCGCAAUUGCGAGCGCGUAGCUCGCCUUACGGCAACGUGUAGGCGAAUAUAACAAAGGUGUGCCGAAUGGGGCAAAGUGAUGUAGCUGAAAAAUUUUCCUCUCGUCUGGGCGCCGCCAUUUUGGGUGCCGCCAUUUUGUUCUACUUCCGUCAAAGUCGGGAAAAUUGUUUUUGUUUUUUUUUAAUUUUAUAUUUGAGUUACAAUCGCUAUGUUCAUUAGGUGUCUUUAUUUUUAAAAAAGUUAUGUUAUGGAAAUAAUUUCAAUUUUGCUUUUAUUUACAAAGUGUGUGUCCCUAGAGGACAGGUGCUCACAGGAAAUGCUUUGUUGGCAGUGAAUACAGAACUUCAUUUGAUUGCUUCAAAAAUAAUGCAAGAAAGAUUUCCAGUUGGUAGAAAAAAUAUGAUUUUCUUUUAAAAUAUCAAGCAUUGGCCAGAAAAUGGGAUAAAAUGUCAUAAAUAAGUAUAAAGCCAUAAGAACGCCACAAACAGGUAAUGACGUCACCGUGACACCGGCUUUCCAUAAAUUUUGCAACGUAUGUUAUUCGCUGUUACAGGUAUAAUGACACUAAAUUUUUGUUUCUUUUCAAGUGAAUAGGUUCUCGGAAUUGUUUUAAGCAGUGAAUAGUUUCUUUGCCGUUUAAGCUACGCUCGCUCAGAGGCUUUGCCUUUUUCAUAUUAAUUCCGCGCAUGCGCCGAACGGCUGCACCAACUCUGCAAUGAGAAACAUUCUUCACCGUAUGCCGUGUCGAUAGCUCACGAGACGACUAAGUCACGUGAUGACGCACAUCAACAACAAUAUGUUUCGCUAAUAGGAGGAUAACUUUAUAUUUUUGUAUAGGCUAAACGAAAUAAUAUUUUUUUCUUGUUUCUCGAAAAAGAUAAUAUAUGUACAAAAUACCGCGAGCAUAGGUUCCACCACUACAACAAAAUGGCGGCUGGGGGGAGUAUAGAUAAAGACAUAUUAUCUGAUGAAACUUUUGAUCUACUAUGUGGAGUAUGUAAACAUAAAGGGAAAAAUCGAGAAGCAGAGGAAUACUGUGUAGAAUGCCAAGAUUAUUACUGUUUGACCUGUGUCAAAGUUCAUGAGGACAUCCCUUCACUAAUCGGGCACAAGAUUCUUGGCAAAGGGAAUUUUCCAUCAGGAUCAGUCAAGACACCACCAGGAUCUAAUAAGACUCUAACAGGGGCACCAAUAGAGAGAUGUGACCGGCAUAGUCGUAACUGCAUAGACAUGUACUGUCAAAACGAUGAUGCUGUGGGCUGUGGCACUUGUAUGACAGUAGAUCACGGGUUAUGCCAAGACAUUUUCUACAUACCAGACUUUCUGAAAAACAAUACCAGUACCACUACUACAAGUGAUAUCCAGCAGAAACUAAAAUCAGUUACAAAGACCCUGACAGAGCAACAUGAAAAGUUUCAAAGUGAAAAACAAAGAUUACUAAAAUCAAGAGCCGAAACACUGGUCAGUGUGAAGAAGUUUAGAAAGGAAAUAAAUGACAGGCUAGAUGAACUAGAGAAAAACACUGUUGAUGAUAUAGAAGAUAAGUACAAAGCCCUGAUACAUGAGAUGGAAGAAGGAAUGAAACAACUGGAGAAAAACAAAGCUAAUGUUUCCUCAACUCUUGGCAAGUUGGUUCCAGCAAGCAAAAAUGCAAUACAAAACUUUGUAACUGUAAAGAAAGCAGAAACCGCUGCAAGUAAAGCUGCUAAAUCAGUACAAGAAACCAAAUUACAAACAUCCUUUAAAGAUGUUGACUUCACUGCUGAUGACAAAAUACCUUCCUUUUUAGCAGAAAUAAACGUCUUAGGCAAGAUAACAGAGAGAAUGUCAGUGGAUGCUGAAUGCAAGAGCACUGUUGCUGUUAGUAAGGAAGAGGCUUUACUUCAGGCCAAAGGAUACAAGGAAUACUCUGUUAAAGUUCAAUCAGAUGAGAAUAAAUGUGAUAUUGUCAGUGCCUGUACUCUAGAGGAUGGAAAAAUAAUACUGUCCGAUUACAAUAACAAGAAGCUGAAGCGUUUAGACAGUUCCACAUACUCUGUUAUAGACUACUGUGAUCUUCCUCAAAUACCAUGGCAAAUCUGCUCCACCAAUAAGCAAGAAGUUGCUGUAUGUUUGCCAAAUCAGAAGGAAGUUCACUUCAUUUCAAUAGGAAACAGAAUGACAGCCACAAACAAGAUAACAACAGAUUUUGGAUGUUUUGGCUUAGCCUACAACAAUGGUAAUCUGUAUAUUUCAGAUAGUAGUAAAUCAGUGUAUUUAUACAGUGUAUCAGGAAGAAAGCUGAAGCAGUUCAUUAAAGAUGAAUCAGGACAGGAACUGUUCUCUAACAUCUACAGUCUAUCUGUCAGUAAGGAUGGGUCAAAGAUUUUUGUCACCGACUGGGAUAAUGGACUGAUUAUACUGGAGAAUAGUGGAGAAGUUGUUGGAAAAUUUCAUGGAUCAGAGUUAGCUGGUGCCUGGAGUAGUUAUCUUACAGGUAGAGGAAGUCUGCUUGUGUGUGGAAGAAAUUCUAACAAUGUGCUCCAGUUUAGACUGGAUGGUAAACUGAUAGGUGAGGUUGUGAAAUCUGAUGAUGAAUCAGUGUGGCAAAAGGGCAUUUGUUGUGAUCAGCAAAUGUCAAAGAUUAUUAUUGGAAGGUCUGACGACAGAAUUAAAGUAUAUGACUUGAUAUAAUAUAAAGUAAAAUAGCUGAACUGCAUUCUGUGGAAAAGACAAAAUUUUACUAUGACUGACGUAGAAAUAUGCCAAAUAUGACUAGUACAACUUUUUGAGAAGAAAUAGUGUGCAGGUUGUUAUUCUGUGUGAGCAUUGUUAAGUGUCUGUGUAUAAAUAUGCCUAUGUCAAAUCAGUGUAUAUUUAUAACAUUGAACAAUCCCAUUAAAUUCAUAAACUGACUCUAUCAAACUGAGUCAGCUAAAUAUUUAUUUGGCUGUUUAAUAUGCUUCCAAAAGGACUCUCGCACAAAUUUUGUAGGUUUUGCAUAACAUAUUUGAAUUUGACUGAUGAUUUUUCAGUCAUUAACAAGAGCUGUCAAUAUUGGUGAUAAAUGUCCCCAAAGUUGGCCCAAGAAUGCCACAGUUGUAUUCGCAAAAAAUCACAUAUCAUUUUGUGACCUUGACCUAAGAGGCCUCGGUGAUAAGUGUGACACAUCUUCUCAAUAUGGUUAACAUUUGUGUCAAAUUAUUUUCAAGUCCCUUGAUAAAUGGCAGAGUUAAGAACCAGACAAGAAAGACCUUUGACUUCUUAGUGUGACCUUGACCUUGGAGCUAGGGGUCUGGGUCUUUCACAGACACCUCAUCUCAUUAUAGGAAACAUAUAUGCCAAGUAAUUUCAAAAUCCCUUCAUCAAUGGCAGAGUUAUGGACCGGACAAGAAACAGACCAUGUUAACCUUGGACCUCUAAGCGUGACCUUGACCUUGGAGCUAGAGGUCUGGGUCUUGCUUAUGAUACGUCAUCUCAUUAUGGUGAACAUUUAUACCAAGUAAUUUUAAAAUCCCUUAAUGAAUGGUAGAGUUGUGGACUGGACACAAAACAUAUCCUGUUAACCGUUGACUUGUAAGUGUGACCUUGACCUUGGAGCUAGGGGUCUGGGUCUUGCGCAUGAUAGGUCGUUUCAUUAUGGUAAACACUUAUGCCAAGUUCUUUCAAAAUCCCUUCAUGGAUGGCAGUUAUGGACCGUUCACGAAACAGACCAUGUUAACCUUUGACCUCUAAGGGUGACCUUGACCUUGGAGCUAGGGGUCUGGGUCUUGCCCAUAACACUUAAUCUCAUUGUGGUGAACAUUUAUGCCAAUUUAUUUCAAAAUCCCUUUAUGGGUGGAAGAGUUACAGCCCAGACAAGAAUUUACCAGACGCACGGGGGCAUAAAAACAAAACCAAAUCACACAGUUUCACAUAAACUUAUUAUCCCCCGACGAAAGUCGGAGGGAUAUAGUUUUGGCGUUGUUCGUCCAUCCGUCUUUCCGUCCGUCCUUCCCUCUUUCCGUCCGUCCGGAGCCAUAUCUAGGAAAUGGUUGGGAAUAUUUAUUUAAAACUUCAUAUACGUGUUCACCACUAUGAGUUCUUGCGGCCCGUCAAGUUUUAUUCAGAUUGCCCAAGUAACACCAGAGUUAUGGCCCUUAGAAGUUUCUAGUGUUAACUAUAUAGGGUACUAUAAAUAUGGCAAUUUCUGCAUCAUAACUUUUGAUAUAUUUGACCUAGAACUAUGAAACUUAAACAGAAUUUAGAUCACCAUAAUGUGGUUGUGUACACACAAUUUCAUUCGGAUUUAUUUGUAAAUUAAGAGUUAUUGCCCUUUAAUUGUAUAAAAAUCCACAUAUUUGUACAUAACAAACUUACCAUUUUGUAGAAUUUCAUUAAAUUUCUUUCAUUCUUUUCCAUGAACAUUUAUUGUAAACAUGUGAAGUUGUGUACCCACACCUGGUCACCCCCUUACCUUGAUCACACACCUAUCCCCUGACACCCCCCCCCCCCCCCCCCCCAAAAAAAAAAAUCAUUCCUUAUUUUAGAUUAUUUUCAAACAAACUUCAUAUACAUGUUCACCAGUAUGAGGUUACGGGGCCCAUCAAGUUUUCAGACAGAUUGCCCAAGUAACACCAGAGUUAUGGCCCUUAGAAGUUUCUAGUGUUAACUAUAUAGGGUACUAUAGAUCUAUAGAUAUAGCAAUUUCUGCAUCAUAACUUUUGAUAUAUUUGACCUAGAACUAUGAAACUUUAACAGAAUUUAGAGCACUAUAAUGUGGUUGUGCACAGACAAUUUUGUACGGAUUUCUUUUGUAACUUCAGAGUUAUUGCCCUUUAAUUGUCUAAAAAUCCACAUAUUUGUACAUAACAAACUUACCAUUUGGCAGAAUUUCAUUAAAUUUCUUUCAUUCUUUUCUGUGAACAUUUAUUAUAAACAUGUGAAGUUGCGUACCCACACCUGGUCACCCACUUGCCUUGGUCACACCCCCUCCCCCUCCCAACCCCCCUCUCCCCCCAAAAACAAAAAAAAUAAUUUUUUUUUUCAUUUCUUAUUUUAGAUUUUUUUUCAAACCUUCCAAGUUGUACCAUUCCCCCACCUCACUUCUCCACCCAGUCAUGCCCACCACUGAUCAUGCAUCCUCUGCCCCCCCCCCCCCCCCCCCCCCCACAACUUCACCCUUUUACCCUUUUUUUUUUUCAUUUUUAAUUUUCAAUCAAUAUUUAUAAUCAAUAUGUGAAAUUUUGUUUCCUCUCCCGUUCCCCUGCACCCCCAACCCUAAAAAAUAAAUAUAUACAUAUAUCUAUAUAUAUACAUAUAUAUAUUUCCAUUCCUUUUUUUUUUUAAAUGUUCAAACCUUCAGCAUGUUAAGUUGUGACUGCACAAACCUUGCCCUCAGCCAUGUUCAAGAUAUCUUACCUGUGUUCUCUUGAGGACAUCUGUUCUUUUAAGUUCAAAUGUACAUGUUUAACAGCAACACCUGGUGCCAAACCACUCAAAGACAAUAUUUCGUUCCAGUUAAACUUCAAGCUCACAUUUCAAUUAACUGCAUUUAAUUUUAAAAUCUAAGCUUAUUACAGUAACUUACUGUAAGCAUAUCCCAUUCGAAAUAAAUUCUUUAGUCAGGAUCAGAGUAUCAUACAUUUAUUAUGUACUCUUUAAUUAAACAUCUGUUUUCUGUUAAAUUGAUUUUGACUAAUGAAAUUAUUUGCUUCAUAUUAACAUCCUUAACUUUUUGCUGGAUAUAUCUUUUUGCCAUUCCUCACCACAAAUCCUUUUGGCUGGGGAUACCAAUUCAUCGAAUUUGCUUGUUUGAUUUCUUUUUAGCAGCUUUCAUUUAACAUUAGCCAUUUCAGAAAAUAUCAGACAAAAAAACAAAUGAAUGAAGAACAAAGUUCCCUCCUGGAAAGUGACUGUAAUUAUCUAAACUACAGCACAACCUGUCAAUAGUAUAUGUACAAUAUUGUAUAAUAUAUAUGGUAUGUUAUAACACACGUUUGGAUUAAAAUUUUGCAUAUAAUAAACCUGUAAUUGUUGAUUGCCUAUAACAUCUAUAAAAUUAAUACAAAAUUAGAUGUGUGUCCAUAGAACAUGGGUGUCCCCCACUCCUGCCACUGUUACAAGGUUUAAUGACUCAGGUUAAACAAUUUUUAAGAUGUUUGCAACACAAACUUUUAAGAACCUUAUGUGUAUUUUUCACUUAGUUGGCCAUUUUAGGUCAAGUACAUUUUAACAUACAUGUUUCGCAAACUUUUUUUUUUUUGAGUAAGUCUGGACAAGAAGUCUGGUCAUGUGUAGUGAAGUAAUGACUGUAGGUAAAAUAUUUUCGGAGCUACGCGUGACAAAACAUUAAAAUUUUUUCCUAGGUCAGGGGCCAUAACUCCUACAAUACUGAAUGAAUCGGGACGCGAAACACCAGGUGCACAACUGCACAUGCUGACCGACAUUCCUGUAAACUUUGGUGAUUCUAGGUCAAAUACUUUUGGAGCUAUGUGCGACACAACAUUAAAAUGACCAAUUUUUAACUAAGUCAGGGGCCAUAACUCCUACACGACUGAAUGAAUCCGUAUGUGAAACCCCAGGUGCACAACUACAAAUGCAGACCAACAUUCCUGUAAAGUUUUGUGACUCUACGUCAAAUACUUUUGGAGCUAGACAUAACAUUCUCGGACAGAUGGACGGACGUACAAUUUAUAUGCCCCCACCGUUCAUGGGGUGAGGGGGUGGGGGGGGCACAAAAACAAGGCUACCACCUGAAAGGGUCUUGCAAAGAAGCUUUGAAUCCUGAAAUAGGUGCAAAAUGAGUUUUAAAACCAUCUUCCAAAGUUUCAAAGCUGUAUUUUUAACAAUUUUUUAAAAUAUUGUCAUGUUUGUGAAUUUUCAAAGGCAUCUAAAAAAUGCUAAUUUCUUCAAGGUCAAGGUCACUUGUGGGCCAGGACUAACCAUUGGGGUGUAAAAUAAGUUUUUGAACCAUGCUACAGAUUCAAAACAAUAUACGUAACAGUUUUUGAGAAUUUUUUAUUUUGUGAUUUUUGAAGGUGUCAAAAAAAUCUAAAACUCUAUUUUUUUUUUGGGGGGGGGGGGGGGGGGGGGGGGAGUCAGGACUUACCAUGAGGAUGUAAAGGGAGUUUCUGAACCAUCCUACAAGGUUCUAAAGCAAUACAUAUAACAAUUUUUGAGAAUUUGUCUUUGGCUGUACUUUUCUGAACCGUCCGCCCGUUUUUAGCUCACCUGUCACAUAGUGACAAGGUGAGUUUUUGUGAUCACCCUUUGUCCGUCGUCCGUCCGUCCGUGCGUCAACAAUUUCUUGUCUGCACGAUAGUGGUUUCAUUUAUGAUUUUAUUUUAACCAAACUUGCACACAACUUGUAUCACCAUAAGAUCACGGUUCCUUUCUUGAACUGGCCAGAUUCCAUUAUGGGUUCCAGAGUUAUGUCCCCUGAAAGGGCCAAAAUUAGCUAUUUUGACCUUGUCUGCACAAUAGCAGCUUUAUUUACGAUUUGAUUUUUACCGAACUGGCACACAACUUGUAUCACCAUAAGAUCUUGGUUCCUUUCUUCAACUGGCCAGAUUCCAUUAUGGGUUCCAGAGUUAUGGCCCCUGAAGGGGUCAAAAUUAGCUAUUUUGACCUUGUCUGCACAAUAGCAGCUUCAUUUAUGAUUUUAUUUUAACCAAACUUGCACACAACUUGUAUCACCAUAAGAUCUUGGUUCCUUUCUUGAACUGGCGAGAUUCCUUUAUGGGUUCCAGAGUUAUGGCCCCUGAAAGGGCCAAAAUUGGCUAUUUUGACCUUGUCUGCACAAUAGCAGCUUCAUUUAUGAUUUGAUUUUAACCAAACUUGCACACAACUUGUAUCACCACAAGAUCUUGAUUCCUUUCUUGAACUGGCCAGAUUCCAUCAUGGGUUCCAGAGUUAUGGCCCCUUAAAGGUCCAAAAUUGGCUAUUUUGGCUUUUGCAGCCAUAUCGAGACUUCAUUUAUGGUUUUAUUUGAUACAAACUUCCAAAAUAUCUUCAACAAAAAUAAAUCUUGGAUUCCAUGACAAAUCGGAUCCAAUCGUAUUUUAUAUCUGAUUACCUCCCCUGAUUGUAUUCAACAUGGAUUUAUAUCAGUAAGUACUUAUAGGACUUUAUUUGAAAUUUCAUUAUUGUUAUUAGUUGGACUGAGACAAUAAGGGUAGAUAACUAUGGACUGAUUUUAUGUCAAAUUACCUCCCUUUAUUUCAAAUUAAAAUGGGUAUAUCUCCGUAACUAAUGAAGAUACUGAUCUGAAAUUGCAUUUAUGUCAACAGAUUUAUUUGGCAGAUCCUUCUUUUGUUCGCUUACAAUAUUAUUUUUUCUUAAUUACUUCCCUUUUACGUUACUAUAAAUAGCUUAUUUUUAGUAACUUUUUUAUUAUUGGCCGUAGGGAAAAACCGAGACCACUUUUCUGUGGUGCAACAUGGCUGGUACCUCCAAUUUUUAGGUGUUUUUUGACAUAUCUAUACCUUGUAAGAAUUUUUUUAUGCCCCCGAAGGGAGGCAUAUAGUUUUUGAACAGUCCGUCGGUCUGUCAGUCUGUCCGCAAUUUUCGUGUCCGGUCCAUAUCUUUGUAAUCCAUGGAUGAAUUUUCAAAUAACUUGGCAUGAAUGUGUACCACAGUAAGACGACCUGUCAUGUGCAAGACCCAGGUCCGUAGCUCAAAGGUCAAGGUCACACUUAGACGUUAAAGGUCAUUUUUCAUGAUAGUGCAUUCGUGUCCGGUCCAUAUCUUUGAAAUAAUCAUUCAUGCAUGGAUUUUAAAAUUAUUAUUUGGCAUGAAUGUGUACCACAGUAAGACGACGUGUCACGCGCAAGACCCAGGUCCGUAGGUCAAAGGUCCUAAACUCUUAACAUCGGCCAUAACUAUUCAUUCAAAGUGCCAUCGGGGGCAUGUGUCAUCCUAUGGAGAGAGCUCUUGUUUCUUUUUGGUUAAAUUUCUUCCCUUUGUUGUUUCUGUUCUUUGGACUUAGAUAUUUUUUCUGAGGACCUUCUUGUCCUCAAGUGCAAUGAUAACAGGUGAGCGAUAUAGGGUCAUCAUGGCCCUCUUGUUAAUGUUUCCUGCUGGAUCAAUUUCACAAUUGUUCUGGUUGAAACAUAUUACUACUAUUAAUUAUAUUUACUAAAGGAUUCUAUACUUUUCUCCUAUGACUUAAUUUUCAUUAACCUUACAAGACGGUGCCCUAGUGUAUAUAUGUAUAUUUUUAUUUCUAUAUCAGUCUAUAUAGACUUUGACGUCAUCUACGAGUCUACUUUAGUAACGUCAUCAAGUUAUGAUUUUGCUUCGGUUGGCCGAAUGGGAGAUACACUGAAAUUAAUAAUGUUUUAGUAAAUAAAUUCUGUAAAUCUUUUGCCUACUUUUAAGCAUUAUUUUUACCUUAUUCUGGUUCAUUCUACACCCUUGAAUUAUUUCUACUUUUUUACUCGAAAUUGUUUUUUUUGUUUUCAGGUUAUUGUCAAGAAAAUGUUGUUCAACCAGAA